CCCCCUCCAUCUCGACUCGACUCACUCGUCCGCUCUCUUCCACCACCACGGCGGCGGCCAUCCAGAUAGACAACCGAGCCGACUUUCAAGAAAAGAAGUCGGCGGCAUCUCCACGGCGCACGCAUCGCAUCGCAGAACAUGUAGCAGAGCGCAUCCCCUCCCUCCCCUUAGCCCCCCCCCAAGUCUUCUUCUUCUUCUCCCAACUCGCCCUCCUCCGACAGACAACUGCAACUGCAACACGUCCCCCCCCUUGUUCAUAAUUCCCCCGGCCAUCUUCCUUCCGUCUCCAUCCGAUCCGAUAAAGCGCACCAUAUAUACCUCCGACCGACCCCGUCGUCGGUUCUUCCGCUUAAUCGACCAUGCUCAAAGCCUACAAGAACCUCUCGCCCAAGACGCGGCUUGCCGUCGGCGUCGGCGUCAUCGCCUGGGGCGUUGCCGGCCUCUACCUAAGUGACCGGGCAGAGGAGAGGCUCGGCUAUACCCCGUCUGACAAGGACAAGGAGGAGCUGCGCAGCUGGGCGCCGCGCAUUGUGACCGUUGACAAGUCCGAUCGCGGGGACAAGUAGACGCGCUUCUGCGUGGCUGAUGUCUAAUAUUGUACAUUGUUGGUAGACUGAGCAGUUGAUCAACCACCCGCUCCACACAUGAGUGAGCAUCACAAUAGUAUCUCACGCAUCACGGUCCUACAACCUCAAGUGUACAAAAACAUCGUUGAUCAAUUCCGGCCAUAGAGUCAUCAUGGCCCUCGGAAAUACACAGUAGCCGACCGACCGUCCGUUCUAUCUGAAGGAUCAAAAGUCUAGUAAUGCAAACUCAACUCCCGUCCGCCGUCUAUCCUUUUCGGAAAUGCAUUUGCAGAGCUGGACCGCCUUCCCGCCUUGCUUGACAAGAGUCAGCGCGCCUUGGCGCCUGC
This is a messenger RNA of Purpureocillium takamizusanense, 913 nucleotides long. RefSeq lists its product as uncharacterized. NCBI's taxonomy places the organism in Eukaryota, Fungi, Ascomycota, Sordariomycetes, Hypocreales, Ophiocordycipitaceae. The transcript is spliced from 2 exons. The record is from RefSeq and is a predicted model, not a curated record. The coding region runs from base 360 to 566 and encodes 68 amino acids.